Molecule: messenger RNA, 831 nt
Organism: Xiphias gladius (swordfish)
Lineage: Eukaryota; Metazoa; Chordata; Actinopteri; Istiophoriformes; Xiphiidae
Product: elastase-1-like
Exons: 7
Coding region: 1-831 (276 amino acids)
Biological process (GO): proteolysis
Molecular function (GO): serine-type endopeptidase activity
Source: RefSeq, a predicted model, not a curated record
AUGCUCAUGUUUCUGGUGUUGACAAGUCUCACAGCCAUGGUGCUGGCUGACCUGGAGCCCCAGCCCAGGUAUCUGGAAAACAGCUUUGAAAGGGUUGUAGGAGGGGAGGUAGCCAGACCCAACUCCUGGCCCUGGCAGAUCUCUCUUCAGUACAAAUCUGGCAGCAACUACAACCACACCUGUGGAGGAACCCUGAUUGAGAGAGGCUGGGUCAUGACCGCUGCUCACUGUGUGGCCAGCAGAAGGACGUGGCGUGUCGUUCUUGGUGAACAUGACCUGUACAGCUACAGUGGCAGAGAGCAGAUCAUGGACGUCAGCCAUGUUUACAUCCAUCCUAAAUGGGACUCCAGGAGAGUGUCUAAUGGGUACGACAUUGCCCUGCUGCGUCUGUCCUCUGAAGCCACCCUGAACUCCUACGUCCAGCUGGGCUCUCUGCCUCCCUCCGGCCAGAUUCUGCCCCACAACAACCUCUGCUACAUCACCGGAUGGGGACACACCUCUACUGGCGGCAGCCUGUCUGCAAAGCUCAAGCAGGCACAGCUUCCUGUGGUCGACCACAAGACCUGCUCCAGCUCUGGCUGGUGGGGCAGCACUGUCAAGACCACCAUGGUGUGUGCCGGUGGUGGUGCUAAGUCUGGAUGCAAUGGUGACUCUGGUGGCCCUCUGAACUGCCUGGUUGACGGGAAAUACUACGUCCAUGGUAUUGCCAGCUUUGUGUCCAGUUUGGGAUGUAAUGCUCCCAAGAAACCCACUGUCUUCACCCGCGUGUCUGCCUACAUUGAAUGGAUAGACUCGGUUAGUACGAGUGAUAUGUACAUUUUUGAUAAGUGA